Phyllotreta striolata is the source of this 1389-nucleotide messenger RNA. The record is from the annotation of a GenBank genome assembly. NCBI's taxonomy places the organism in Eukaryota, Metazoa, Arthropoda, Insecta, Coleoptera, Chrysomelidae.
AUGUCCAAAACUAGCUGUAACUGGAUUUUAUACCUAUCAACGUUUACAGCCAAUUUAUUUUUCGUAUCUUACGGCAUCAUGUUGUCGUGGAAUACUCCAGUUUUGUUGAAAUUUCGAUCGGACAACAACGAAAUUAAUCCUCUAGGAGCUCCACUCACCGUCUUCCAGUUGUCAUUGUGUACCUCAAUAUUUCCCUUUGCAUCAAUAUUUGCAGGACUUUUAGUGACGAAGAUGCCUGACAUAUUCGGCAGGAAGAGAUCCAUGAUCUACAUAGCUACUGCUGGACUGUUGUGCUUCAUUGGUUUAGCAUUCGUUAAAAAUGUUUGGUUGUAUUGUUCAAUUUACAUGUUAACUUGUAUUAGUGUUAGCGGUGGAAUUGUAGUGGUUCCUACGUAUGUUUCGGAAAUAACGGAAACGAAGAAUAGAGGCUCAUUGAGCUCAAUUGUCGCUGUAGCAGCGACCGUUGGACAAUUGUAUCUAUUUAUAUUAACUCCAUAUACAGAUUUUAAAAUGCUGUCGUUAUGUUGUGGAAUGCCCUUUUUGAUAAUCAUCAUAUUGUCGUUUUUUAUAUAUGAAUCGCCGAUUUUGCUAUCUAUGAAAGGCGAUACGGAUGGAGCUUUAAACAUAUUAAAAAAAUUAAGGAGAAACGUGGAUCCUUCUAAAUUGGAAGAUGAGUUAAGAGAAAAGGAGAAGAUGCUUGUAACAAAUGACAAAAAAAGCGCUCUGAAAGUUUUAUUUAAAACUUCAGUCGGAAGGAAAGCUUUGUUUAUAGCGUUGUUGGUACGUUCAUUGCCAAGUUUUUCAGGAUUUUACGUUAUUCUAUCAUUCUUCGAUGAUUUUCUACGAGAACCAACGAACAUAUCAGUUUCCUCAAACACACUUAGCAUAUUUAUAAUUUGUUUUAAGAUGUUCUCGUCUAGUUUAAUUUCGUUGUAUCUCGAUAGAUUUGGCAGGAGAAUAUACCUUCUAUCAGGAUGUAUUGUAUAUUCAGCGGCCACAUUCGGCAUGGGAAUGUAUUUCUUGUGCAAAAACAACAAUAUGUACAUACCUGAAGCCGUAAAGUUUGUUCCAAUUGUUUUAUUAUUCUUGGUCUCCUUGGGUUAUAUGCUAGGUCUUGCAGGCGUUAGCUUUACUGUAGUAUCAGAAAUUCUUCCCAACGAAGCGAGAGCCGUGGGUUCCGGUUUUGCCGCGUGCAUUGCCAAUUUGGUUUUGUCGGCUAUAGCCGUUAGUUACCCAUAUAUCGACGAAUAUUUUGGUCUUCAGUUCUGCAUGUUCAUGUUUACUGUCCCUCUUAUAAUUGGUUUCUUUUUAAUUUUCUUUUAUGUGCCAGAAACAAAAGAAAAAACCUUCGAGGAAAUAAAAUGUUUGUUGGAUAAACAUCGAACAUAA